Molecule: messenger RNA, 646 nt
Organism: Sesamum indicum (sesame)
Lineage: Eukaryota; Viridiplantae; Streptophyta; Magnoliopsida; Lamiales; Pedaliaceae
Gene: TIM13
Product: translocase of the inner mitochondrial membrane 13
Source: RefSeq, a predicted model, not a curated record
AGAGUAAGGGUUUUAGAGGGGUAAGGAGGAGCAGCCACAUAUUUGAGUUAGGGUUUAGAGAGAGAGAGAGAGGGAAGGAAAAAAGGAAGAAAGAACUGAGAUGGAUUCAUUCUCCUCACCCUCGAGUGGAUCUCCUUCGAAAUUCUCAGCGGACGAAUUGAUGGACCAGCUUAAACUUCAGCUUGCUCAGGCUUAUGCUGAAGAGUUUCUCGAGACUGUUAGAGGAAAGUGCUUUGACAAGUGCAUCACUAAACCUGGCAGUAGUCUGAGUGGGAGCGAGAGCAGUUGCAUCUCCAGGUGUGUGGAACGAUACAUUGAGGCCACAGGUAUCAUUGGCAGGGCCCUCUUUAACCAACGCUGAGAGCUCCAGAGUUGGAACUUUUUGAUUUAGUUUCACUGGGUUGCUAUGAAUUAACCCCAGUGCAGAUUAAAGUAUUGAGUUAUCUUAACAUUUUAUGCCUUUUUUCUUAUUAUUUUUCAGAUGCUUCUGUUCUUUUCUGCACCAAGGUUUUGUAUCCUAAGAUUAUUGGAGCCGAGUGCCUAUGAACUUGUGCAUUGGCUGUAUAAACAGUACAAUGCUGGUUAAAUUUGCUAAUCAUUAUUAAUUAUGCAAAUGCGUUAUAUGUUAGUGUGCUAAUCUUAUUUA